Molecule: messenger RNA, 3261 nt
Organism: Suncus etruscus (white-toothed pygmy shrew)
Lineage: Eukaryota; Metazoa; Chordata; Mammalia; Eulipotyphla; Soricidae
Gene: PI4KB
Product: phosphatidylinositol 4-kinase beta
Exons: 14
Coding region: 718-3213 (831 amino acids)
Biological process (GO): phosphatidylinositol phosphate biosynthetic process; phosphatidylinositol-mediated signaling
Cellular component (GO): cytoplasm; membrane
Molecular function (GO): 1-phosphatidylinositol 4-kinase activity
Source: RefSeq, a predicted model, not a curated record
AAGGCCCCUCAGGCAGCGCCGCGGGCAGCCCGGCAGCCGGGGCCUGGUACCCAGCCUGGGAGGCCGCUGUCAAGGGAGGCGCAGGCGGUUCCCCCAUGCCAUGGAGCCCGGGAGCGGCCACUGCUGCCGCUGCUGCUGCUGCUGAGGCGGCGGCAGACCCCCCAGCGCCGGGCCCCGACCUCGGGGGGCCCUCCCGAGUUUCCCUGCUUCCCUUCAGAGCUAAGUUUACUGGAGAACACAUUCGCUGAACACCAUCCGAAGCAGAACGGGACGAGUCUGGUUGGGGAAAGAAAUCUGGAAUUUGGAAAGAAAUCAGCCAUUGGCAUGGGAAAGAAGGCUUAAUCCAAGUGCGCCUGGGACCGUGACAGGGAAGAACUGUGCAGAGCGGGGGAAACAGAGACUUCAGAAGACACGUCGCUUGCGUAAAUGAGCUCACCAUGUCAGCGCACAGCCACGAUUGCGAAGCUCCACGUAUUUGAUUUCACGGUCAGAACUCUUUCCACUGAACUCCAGUUUCCGUAGCGCUGGAGAAAGGGGGAAUGAUGUCACGCAGUCAGACCAGCGGAGAAGUGGCACAGCCUCGAUGGGUUUAACAGUGCCGACGUUGGAGCUGUUUUCUUCCAAGUGAACUUUGGCAUCAUCUUCUGGGAUUUCCUUAAACCUUGGGAACUUUCAUUCUAAAAGGGAAGUUUGGAAGCUGGAAGUCUGGCUGUGGCCAUGGGGGACACAGCAGUGGAGCCUGCGCCACCAAAGCCAACCUCUGAGGCCACUCCCGGCCCACCUGGGAACAAUGGGGGCGCCCUGCUGAGCGUCAUCACGGAGGGCGUUGGCGAGCUGUCGGUGAUCGACCCCGAGGUGGCCCAGAAGGCCUGCCAGGAGGUGUUGGAGAAAGUCAAACUGCUGCACAGCGCCGAGGCUGUCUCCAGCAGAGAGACCCCUCUGGCCCUGCCCAACGGGGACAGCCCGGACAUGGAGAUCCGCUGCCUGGAUGACCCCCCGUCCCAGAUCCAGGAGGAAGAGGAGGAGACGGGGGCCGCGGGGGCCGCGGGCUCAGCCAAGGGAGACCGGAGGCGGCGGCAGAACAACUCGGCCAAGGAGUCCUGGCUGCUGAGACUCUUGCAGUCCAAGCUCUUCGACAUCUCCAUGGCCAUCUCGUACCUGUACAACUCCAAGGAGCCCGGCGUGCAGGCCUACAUCGGCAAUCGGCUCUUCUGCUUCCGCAACGAGGACGUGGACUUCUACCUGCCCCAGCUGCUCAACAUGUACAUCCACAUGGACGAGGACAUGGGGGACGCCAUCAAGCCCUACAUCGUCCACCGCUGCCGCCAGAGCAUCAACUUCUCCCUGCAGUGCGCCCUGCUGCUCGGGGCCUACUCCUCCGACAUGCACAUCUCCACCCAGCGACACUCCCGGGGGACCAAGCUGAGGAAGCUGAUCCUCUCCGACGAGCUGAAGCCGGCGCACCGUAAGCGGGAGCUGCCGUCCCUGGGCCCCGUCCCGGACACGGGCCUGUCCCCCUCCAAGCGGACUCACCAGCGCUCCAAGUCCGACGCCACCGCCAGCAUCAGCCUGGGCAGCAACCUGAAGCGGACGGCCAGCAACCCCAAGGUGGAGAAUGAGGACGAGGAGCUCUCCUCCAGCACCGAGAGCGUUGAUAAAUCCUUCAGUUCCCCCAUCAGACUGGCCCCCGAGCGGGAGUUCAUCAAGUCCCUGAUGGCGAUCGGCAAACGGCUGGCCACGCUCCCCACCAAGGAGCAGAAGACGCAGCGGCUCAUCUCGGAGCUCUCCCUGCUCAACCACAAGCUCCCCGCCCGCGUCUGGCUGCCCACCGCCGCCUUUGACCACCAUGUGGUCCGUGUGCCUCACACCCAGGCUGUUGUCCUCAAUUCCAAGGACAAGGCUCCUUAUCUGAUCUAUGUGGAAGUCCUUGAAUGUGAAAACUUUGAUACCACCAACGUGCCCACCCGGAUCCCCGAGAACCGGAUCCGGAGCACCAGGUCCGUGGAGAACCUGCCGGAGUGUGGCAUCACCCACGAGCAGCGGGCGGGCAGCUUCAGCACCGUGCCCAACUAUGACAACGACGACGAGGCCUGGUCGGUGGAUGACAUAGGCGAGCUGCAAGUGGAGCUUCCCGAAAUGCAUGCCAACAGCUGCGACAACAUCUCCCAGUUCUCUGUGGAUAGCAUCACCAGCCAGGAGAGCAAGGAGCCCAUCUUCAUCGCGGCAGGUGACAUCCGACGGCGCCUCUCAGAGCAGCUGGCUCACACCCCCACUUCCUUCAAGCGGGACCCGGAGGACCCCUCAGCGGUCGCCCUCAAAGAGCCCUGGCAGGAGAAAGUGCGGCGGAUCCGAGAGGGCUCCCCCUACGGCCAUCUCCCUAACUGGCGGCUCCUGUCAGUCAUUGUCAAGUGUGGGGAUGACCUUCGGCAGGAACUGCUGGCCUUCCAGGUGUUGAAGCAACUGCAGUCCAUCUGGGAACAGGAGCGUGUGCCCCUGUGGAUCAAGCCCUACAAGAUCCUGGUGAUCUCGGCGGACAGCGGCAUGAUCGAGCCCGUGGUGAACGCGGUGUCCAUCCACCAGGUGAAGAAGCAGUCCCAGCUGUCCCUGCUCGACUACUUCCUGCAGGAGCAUGGCAGCUACACCACCGAGGCGUUCCUCAGUGCCCAGCGCAACUUCGUGCAAAGCUGCGCCGGCUACUGCUUGGUCUGCUACUUGCUGCAAGUCAAGGACAGGCACAACGGGAACAUCCUUCUGGACGCAGACGGCCACAUCAUCCACAUCGACUUCGGCUUCAUCCUCUCCAGUUCGCCCCGAAACCUGGGCUUUGAGAUCUCGGCCUUCAAGCUGACCACGGAGUUUGUGGAUGUGAUGGGCGGCCUGGACGGGGACAUGUUCAACUACUACAAGAUGCUGAUGCUGCAGGGGCUGAUCGCGGCCCGGAAGCACAUGGACAAGGUGGUGCAGAUCGUGGAGAUCAUGCAGCAAGGUGGGCGCGGCGAGGCCGGGCAGGCGUCUGGGCGCGGGGUGCUGCCCUGGGGCGUGGAGUUUCCUUCCAGAAACUCGCUCCCACGCCCAGUCUGGGAAGGGGUAUCGCUCUCCAAGGGCUCCUUUCCUGUGUCUGGCUUUUCACUGAGGUGUCCCUCUGGUUCCUUGGGAAAGAGGUGCACAGAGGUAGCCCCAGCUUCCUCUUCCUCCUCAUCCUCAUCCAAUUGAGUUUGGCCUGUUACCAGCACUGGCUUCUUGUCCCAGUGCCCUCCACCC